UGCUUUAAGACAAGACUUCAUGGAUAAAUAUGAAAUCCUUAAAAAAAUUGGAGAAGGAUCUUUUGGCAAAAUAUUCUUGGCAAAAGCAAAAGUGGAUAAUGAGCAAUGUGUUAUCAAAGAGAUUGAUUUAACUAAGAUGCCUGUGAAAGAAAAAGAAGCCUCUCAGAAAGAAGUCAUUCUUCUGGCCAAGAUGGAUCAUGCAAAUAUAGUAACCUUCUAUGCUUCUUUGCAAGAAGAGAACAAGCUGUAUAUUGUGAUGGAAUACUGUGAUGGUGGCGAUUUGAUGAAGAGGAUAAAUACGCAGCAUGGAGUACUGUUUGAGGAGGACCAGAUUUUGAGUUGGUUUGUGCAGAUCUCCUUGGGCUUGAAGCAUAUUCAUGACAGGAAGAUUUUACACAGAGACAUAAAAUCACAGAACAUUUUUCUUAGUAGUAACGGGAAGGUAGCAAAGCUUGGAGACUUUGGCAUAGCAAGACAGUUGAAUGACACUACAGAGUUUGCCUAUACGUGUGUAGGGACCCCCUAUUAUCUGUCACCAGAGAUCUGUGAAAAUCGACCGUAUAACAAUAAAACAGAUAUUUGGUCUCUUGGCUGUGUGCUCUAUGAGCUAUGUGCACUGAAGCAUCCUUUUGAAGGUAAUAGUUUGCACCAGCUGGUGCUGAAGAUCUGCAGAGGAUAUUUUCACCCAGUGUCUCCCAGAUAUUCAUAUGAUCUGAGGAUGUUAAUUUCCCAGUUGUUUAAAAUAUCUCCGAGAGAUCGACCAUCUAUCAAUUCUAUUUUAAGGAAGCCCUUCUUGCAGAAGCUUAUUCUAAGACAUUUGCCCCCAGAGGAAGAACUCAGUCACACUGUGAUACAUAGAAGGAGGCCUUCAGGAUCACUGCCUAAAGCCAAGAUGAUGCCUGUUUGUAAGCUUCAAAGAAGGAGAAUCCAGGACCAAAUUCUUCCAGGAUCUGGAAUGGUGGUACCUAUCACAACACAGGAAUUGUAUCAAAGAAAUGAAUGGAAGCCUUCUUCAAGAGGGCAACAGCUUCAGCCACAGAGCUCCAGAUUUAAGAUGGCAGAAAGGCCAGAAAAUAUUAGAGUACAUGGCCAUUAUGGUCAUUACUAUGAUAAACUCGACAAUUUGCAAAGGAAAAUUAAUGCAUGUUAUGACCUUUCUCACAUCAGCCAAAGAGCAGAGGAAUACUAUAAAUUAAAAGGACAAAUUGCACCUCCACCCCCCCCACCUGAAUGGCCUGCAGAAUACCUUCAAAGGCGCUUUGAAGCCCAGCAGUACAAGAUUAAAGUGGAAAAACAGCUGGGGCUGCGGCCAUCCUCUGCUGACCCAUAUCAUGAUCAAAUGCAGAUGCAAAAAAUAAAUGAGGAGCAUCUCAAAAUGCAUCAGCAGGACACGUCUAGAAAGAAUGAGAUGAAAGAACAGGAGUACCUGAAACAGUUGCAGAAAAUUCGUGAAGAAUACCAUAGCAAUAUGAAAGAAUUCAGAUUAAGAGCAAGAGUACACCAGGAGAAUCAAAAAAUACAAGAUAAAACCUUUCUGGUGAGUCAAGGGAAGGCUGAAGACCACUCUGAAACCAAAGAUACAGCUGGAAUAGGAGGAGAAUCACUUGAGGACAUGGAAGAAAACUUUAAGCAGGUCAGACUCCAGGACGGGCCAGACCAAAAAAAUCUAGAGAAGAAAUGCAGCAGAAAGGGAGGAGUAAAAUUUGAAAUUAAUUUAGAUGCGUGCGUUCCUGAAGAAGACAGCAUUCAAGAAGCAGAGGUACAGGAUGAACUCAAUGAGAUACCAACUUUUGUGCAUAGUGAGAAUCUUGAAGACAAAUUGUUGAAUGUUUAUGAAAGUCCUAUGGACAGGGCUAAGGGAGAAUUAUCUGGAUACCAAACAGCGUCCAGUGAUGCAGGUGAUACUGAAAAAAAAAGAAAGCAUUGGCAAGCUGGAACACCCCAGACACUACUGAAAUUUUUAGCCAAUAUUGAUACUUCAUCUGUAUGUCCUACUAUGGCUGAAAAUGAACUUUCUGACCAUGUUAUUCUGCCUGAAGACAUCACAGAAAACAGGAAGCAGUGGAAACAAACAGCUCCAGGGACGCUCCUGAACGUCUUAGCAAAAGCAGAGCUUUCUAAUGAUUCCUUCAUCCAGCUUGAAGAGGAAAUAGAAGAAAGCAAGGAAGACGAUUCAGAAACGUGUUCCUGUGUUGCUGUUGAUGAAGGCAGACUUGAGCCAAGAUCAGACGAUGAAGACACAAAUUUUGAAGACUCUGGAGAUGAGCUGAGACAUGAGCUGGAAGCAGCUUUGGAAAAAGUGGUAACGUCUUCAGCAGAGAGAUGCACAGAGUCUUCUGUGCUUUCAAUAAAUAAAGAUCAAGAUUAUGAAGGAAGUACAAGCUUACCUAGCAAACUACUCGACAAAUCUAAUGAUGAUUUAGAAAGUAACUGCAGGUCACUUUCUUUAGAAACAAAUAAUGAAAAAAGCAAGCAACAGCUACAUGACGCACAAGAAUGAUUACUGAUUCUAAACAAAAUUUUCCUGGAAAUGUCAACUACAUCAGUAAAAAAUAAUAAUAAAAACAGGUAGCUGUCAAUCAAUAAAGGUAAAUCAAUGGCUUUUCAAUAGCGUUAAACAAUUAAGAUGUUUUUUGACAUUUUUUAAAGGAAAAAAUAACAGGCUACUUUUUAGAUUACUACAUGUUGAAAAACUCCAAUCCAGAAUUGUGUAUAUAAUGCACUUGAUUAAUCUUAACUAUCUGGGACAUCUUUGACACUUGCUUGGGCAACCUUCUGACUGCAUACU
Meleagris gallopavo (turkey) is the source of this 2788-nucleotide messenger RNA. The record is from RefSeq and is a predicted model, not a curated record. NCBI's taxonomy places the organism in Eukaryota, Metazoa, Chordata, Aves, Galliformes, Phasianidae.